AUGGGUCACGGAAUCCAUCAUCGCAUCGUCGUCCGCGCGUACGCGCGCGCGUCCGCGUCCGACGGCGCCGCGCGCGCGUCCAUGGGGGCGUUGACGUUCGAGACGGAGAUCUUACCCGCGUUGAAGUGGUUUUACGCCGAGCGUGGACACACGUGCGUGCCGCGCGCGUACGCGGUUCCGGCGAACGCGCCGAGGGACAUCGCGGGGGUGAAAUUGGGCGCGCGCGUCGACCGCAUGCGCGCGCGCGGGGAUUUCUUACGCGGGCCCGAGGGUGUGGCGCGCAUGCGGGCGCUGGACGACGUCGGCGCGGCGACGGGGGAGCGGUUUCCGUGGGACGCGGAGGAUUUUACAUUUUAUAAACAAAUCGUCCCGUGUUUGCGGCAUCACGUGCGAACGCGCGGACACGCCAACGUGGGGAUCGAUUACGAGACGCCGAGCGUGCGCGACGACGACGACGUCGAUGCGCGGGCGCUGAAGCGGUAUAAUUUGGGAUUUCCGUUGGGGAAGCGCGUGAACGACAUUCGCGCCAAGGGGACGUUCGUCGAGGGACGACCCGAUCGCUUCGAGCGGUUGUCGAGGAUGGAAUUCGUGUGGGACGACGCGGAGUAUCAGUGGGACGUGCGGCUGCGAAUGGCGCUGGAGAUGUUUCGUCGCGUGUACGGACAUCUCAACGUGCCGGCGAAUUUCGUCGUGCCGGAGGACGCCAUGCGAUGUCCCGUCGGAUACUUUGAUCCGGUGAAAACCCCGAGCGUGAUCGCGGGAUUUCCCUUGGGAAAUCACGUGGCGCAAAUCAGGAGCACGCGUUUACGGAACAGAUCCGGGGGUGAGGGAUUGGCUCGGAGCAAAAUUCGUCAGCUCGACCGAUUGGGCUUCGUCUGGGACGUCGCCGCGUGGGAGUUUCAUCGCCGCUUACUCCCGAGCGUCCGUCACGUCAUCGCCGUGCGGAACGAACUGAGCGCCGACGUGAACUAUCGCGUCGACGCGGACGUGGUCAUCGACGCCCGGGCGCCGCUGGCGAUUUUUGAUUAUCCCGUCACGCGCGCGCUCGAGCGCCUCUUGGGCGACGCCGAUCGACGCUGGCCCGUCGAUCGACGCGACGGUCUCCGCGCGCUCACCCGCGCCUUUAUCGACGGCCAACGUGACUUCCGGAAACGCCGAGGCGCGGACGCGCGCUCGAGCGCGCCUCGCGCGUUUCACGACGCGCGCGGAUUUUUCACCCGCGCCCGCGACGCGCUCGCCGCCAAAGUCACCAAUGCGCGCGCGUCACCACCACCCGCGCCCGAAACGGCGCUUACCGACCCCCCGUUGUAA
Ostreococcus tauri is the source of this 1311-nucleotide messenger RNA. RefSeq names its product Helicase-associated. The record is from RefSeq and is a predicted model, not a curated record. The coding region runs from base 1 to 1311 and encodes 436 amino acids. NCBI's taxonomy places the organism in Eukaryota, Viridiplantae, Chlorophyta, Mamiellophyceae, Mamiellales, Bathycoccaceae. The transcript has a single exon.